AUGCCAUCGGCUAUGCAGCUGCUGCUCCUGACAAUGCUGUUGGCAGCCACGCCAGCGCUGGGACUGGGACGCAAGGUGAAGCGGAAGGACGCACACUACCAUCUAAAUGUGCCUCCGCCACCACCGCCGUCACCACAGGAGCACCAGGGUCACCAACAACACCAGCAACACCAACAACACCAACAAGCCACGCUGAUCGAACACGAAGUGCCACCGUAUUCAUUCGAAGCCAUUAACCACGACGAGUUUGAGCCGGCCAAGAGUCCGCAUCUGAACGGACAAGCCACGCGUUACGAAAGCUCCGACUACAUUGUUCACAGCAUACAAGGCGGCGGGGGCGGCCAGGGGGGCGGAUAUCUGGCGGACAAUGGGCUGCGAAGCAUUGCGAAGGGAUCGGCGGAUACAGCCAUUUCGGCUGUUGCCAGUCAGAAUGCAGCCGGAAAACAGGCCUCAUACGUCGCCAAGAGUACGCUGGCCCAGGCAGCAGCUCAAGCAGCCGGCACAGCCGUGGCUGUGCUCAAGGGUAAGGAGGUACUAUUGCACCGGUUGGAGGAUCAGAGCGUGGAGGCACACAAGGCAAUGGAGAACGAGCUGACGCAGCUGCAGCAGGCUAAACGAUCGGCGAAAGCUGCUCAAUAUGCUGCCCAGCAGGCCAUCAACCAUGUGAGCGUCCUCACGGCGGCACUCAACAAUGCCCAAUCCGCAUCUGAACUCGCCCAAAAGUCUGCGUCCGAGGCAGCUGCUGAAUUGGCCUCACAAAUCGAUAUGGUGGCCCAGGCAAAGACUAAGCUGGAGCAUGCUGAGUCGCAAGCCUACGGCGCUCGCUUGGAUUAUGAGGAGACUCGCGAUGCGGCGGAGAAGGCUACACUGUCCGCGCAGGAGGCACAGCUCAAUGCCAACGAUGCUGCUCUGCACGCCAAUGUCGAGCUCAGUGAAGCGGUUCACAUUCAUGACAAAAGCGAUCGCAAUGUGGUGGAACCGGCCCGGGGCCCGCCACGCCAUCGUCGUCGACCGUAA
Messenger RNA from Drosophila persimilis, 1017 nucleotides. RefSeq lists its product as uncharacterized. NCBI's taxonomy places the organism in Eukaryota, Metazoa, Arthropoda, Insecta, Diptera, Drosophilidae. The record is from RefSeq and is a predicted model, not a curated record. Bases 1 to 1017 code for a protein of 338 amino acids. The transcript is spliced from 2 exons.